AUGUCACGCAAUCCUUCAAUCUUAUUUCGGCAGCUAUUUGAUCGAGUCUCCUGCACUUACACUUACCUGCUGGGAUGCAACAAAACCCGAAGGGCCAUCUUGAUUGACCCUGUUAAGGAGCACGUCAAUCGUGAUUUGUCUUUGCUCAAAAGACUCGAACUGAAUCUUCAAUAUGUGGCCAAUACUCAUGUUCAUGCCGAUCAUGUCACGGGAAGUGGAGCGAUAAAAACGCUACUAAAGCCAGCAGUGGUGGAGAGUAUCAUAUCGAGCGCGAGUGAGGCCAAGGCAGAUAUCCACGUAAAGGACGGUGACAUCAUUGAGUGCGGCGAUAGUAUUAAGCUUCACGUUUUGAGCACUCCAGGUCACACAAGCGGUUGCGUUUCCUACUACUGUCCCGAAGGAGCGUUUGUCUUCACUGGUGAUUGUCUGCUGGUCGGCGGCUGUGGGCGGACUGACUUUCAACAGGGCAACUCCGCUCAACUCUAUACUUCAGUUCACCAGUCACUGUUUACACUGCCUGAAGACACGUCCGUCUUCCCGGCGCACGACUAUAAUGGAAAUCUGAUGUCAACGAUUGGGGAGGAAAAGCGAUAUAAUCCGAGACUGAGCAAAUCACAAGAGGAGUUCAUUCAGAUAAUGAAGGAUUUGAAAUUGGAUCUGCCUAAAUUGAUUGAUAUUGCUGUACCGCAGAAUAUGAUUUGUGGUUUCUAA
Messenger RNA from Rhagoletis zephyria (snowberry fruit fly), 711 nucleotides. RefSeq names its product persulfide dioxygenase ETHE1 homolog, mitochondrial-like. Gene Ontology annotation, molecular function: sulfur dioxygenase activity. Gene Ontology annotation, biological process: hydrogen sulfide metabolic process; glutathione metabolic process. The record is from RefSeq and is a predicted model, not a curated record. Lineage: Eukaryota; Metazoa; Arthropoda; Insecta; Diptera; Tephritidae.